UUCAUCGUGAUAUUUUUAUUACUUAAAUUUAAAACAAUGGGAAAACAAAUUAUACUAUAUUUUUUAUUGGCUGGAUUGUCACUUAGUCGUGCAGAUGUAGUGCAAGGUGAACGAAGCAAUAGAAUAUUGGAAGGAAAUGUAGCAGCAGAAGGCGAAUUUCCAUAUGCGGUGUCCAUACAAAUGUUAGGAGCACCCCAGUUGACAAACACAAGAGGACAUAAGUGUAGUGGUGCACUUAUUUCAUUACAACAUGUCGUAACAACAGCUGUCUGUCUCUAUGACUUCGUGCAAAACGUUCCUGUUCCUAUAAACCCUACACAAUACCGAGUAUUUGCAGGUGCUACUGUCCUGACGAACGACACGACAGAUCGAGUAAGGGGAAUUGUAGACUAUGUAGUUCACCCGCGAUACACGGGACCUCCAGCAUUUGUCAAUAAUAUUGCUGUCCUUACAUUAGCGUCACCUUUUGCUAAAACGGUGGUAAGACCAAUAUCGUUACCAUCUUCAAAUUUCGCCCCUGCUGACUUCACACUAUGCACUGUAACUGGAUGGGGCGCAUAUAAUAGAUCAACGCCGUAUCUAUCUAGCGUAAGACAGAGAUACGCAACUAAAUACGUGUACAAUCAAGAUGUAUGUACUGGGAUCUUCAACACUAUUGAGCACAGCCCAAACAUUUUGCCUAGUAUGAUUUGCGCUGCGUCUUAUGACCUCUUGUCUUCUAAUUGCUUCGGAGACGAUGGCAAUUCCUUAGUGUGCAAUGGCGUAUUUACUGGAGUGCUGUCUGUAGGGCACCAAUGCGAGCUAUCAAGUUUUCCCGAAAUUUACACUAGAAUAUCUAACUAUACUACAUGGAUACGAGGCAUAUCGGGAGCGGGAACAACUUGUAGCCAUAGUAUUUUCACUAUGAUUACAGUGUUUUCAAUUAUUCAGAUUUAUUUAAGUAUGUAAGUUAAGCGGUUAAAGUUUCUGACGAAAAGUAAACAAGAGCAAGCAUCCGAAGCGUAUGUAUAGUAAUGUAAAAUAUAAAAUAUUUCUUAGUGAAAUUAAAUUUAUUUGUGA
Nymphalis io (European peacock) is the source of this 1059-nucleotide messenger RNA. Its product is annotated as transmembrane protease serine 9-like. NCBI's taxonomy places the organism in Eukaryota, Metazoa, Arthropoda, Insecta, Lepidoptera, Nymphalidae. The transcript has 7 exons. Gene Ontology annotation, biological process: proteolysis. Gene Ontology annotation, molecular function: serine-type endopeptidase activity. The coding region runs from base 37 to 948 and encodes 303 amino acids. The record is from RefSeq and is a predicted model, not a curated record.